AUGCUGUAAACCCUCACCUCUAUACUACAAAAAGUCCCUUCCUCUACCUAUAUUUACAAGAUACUUAAAGAUUUUUUGCAAAAGCAAUUAGUGGGAUCUUAGGAUGUUUAUGACGAUCUAGAAAAUUUAGUCAAAAGACUAAAGAAGGAAGUGUCAACUCUGGGCAACCAGCCAAAUGACGAUUCGUUGUUAUAGCUUAAAUGUGUGUUUAGUUUUAUCUAUCUGAAUCUGCAAGACUUCCUCAAGACAUACUCUGAUCAUCGGGAAAAAGUAGCUAAUAUGCUUUAAAAAGAGUGUUUUAUUGACUUGUUUGCAAUACCGCUUCUCAAUGAUUUCAAGGAGAACAAGGAGAAACAGGAUAAUGAGGAAAACGUGAAGAUCACUGAACAAAUUUUGAGUUUAUGUUUAGUAAUACCCUCCCCAUCAUAGAAGGAGUUGAAGACUAACAAAAUAGGCAGAUUGGUCAAUAAGUUAGCCAAGGAAUCAUGCAAUGAGUUGAUUAAGAGUCAUGCUUCAGAGGUGGUACUUAAAUGGAAGAAGGAUCUUAAGGAGAGACAGGAAAGUGAUAAAAAUCUAAAGCCAAAGGACGAUUCACCAAAGGUAUAAAGCGAAAGCGAAAAAUACAAGGAGAAGUCAAGAAGAGAUGAUGAUAGAGACAAGGAUAGGCAAAGAGAGAGGGAAAGAGAUAGACCUAGAAUUAGGUAAGAUGACGAUCGAAUGGACCUAGAUCCACCCCUCAUCAUAAGGACUAAGGAGCAAUACUCUAAUAGUAGUAAUCAUAGUAAGAACGAUAAGGAUAGAAGUGAUAAAAUGCCAGAUAAGAAAACCUCUGCUAUUAAGAAAACUAAUAGGCAUGUGAGAAAGAUAGUGAGAUUUCAAAAAGAUGAAAAGAAGCUCAAGCAAAUUAGAUACUUUGCUAUUGGAGAUUAGCCGAAUGCACCAGAGUUAGCAGAACAAGAUAUGAUUCCAUUGAGAGAAACAAAGGCAGGUGCUUUACUUAAAAACAUUAGUGAUAUGAAAAGGGCCGACAUGCUGAGAGAAAAAACUAUUAAUGCUAAUCAGAAGUAGUAAUUAGGUCAUCAAAAUGGCAAUGGAAACACUGAAAAGCCAAAAGAGAGCUAAGUUGAAAUGAAUCCUAAGUUGUCUCAGUGGUCGACUUCUUAACUACUGUAUGUUGAUGUUGAUGAAAGUUAUUGCUAAGCUUAAGGGGAUAAUAGUGAAGAAAUUGCUAACCAAAAACAGAGAGAAUUUGGAAGUUUUCAAGUUAUUUAUUACAAAGAGAUCCUUAUUCCUACUGAUCCCUUAAUUAAUGGUACUUGUGAUUCUGAAAAACAAUCCUAAAAAUAUCUAGAAAAAAUGAUUCCUGACUUCUAUGAAGAAUGGCGAAGAGAAUAAGAACACAUUAGAUAGCAACAGUAGUUAGUUGCUCUAUUGUGUUUGGAAUUCCUAAAUACAAGCAGUGGUCUAAGAGAUACCAUGGCUCAGUUCUAUAACAAAUACAACUAAGACUAGCUAAAAUUCAGUAGAAAGCUUAUCGAGUUUUACUAAAAGUAUGCUAAUUAGUUUAUUUAAGAAGAGAAACACAAGAAAUAGCAGUAAAUGGUACUUAUGGUCUAGGCACAGCAAUCCACCAAGAAUUAUCGUACUGUGCCCUGUAAAAUGUAUCAUCAGCCUCAAACAGGCUAUUGUAAUAAAGGAGACUCUUGCCAUUUUAUACACGAGCCAAGGUAUAAAGGCAGAGAUAUUCCUAGAGACGAGUUAAAUAGAAUCAAAAGCCAGAAUAUGCACAAAUUUACAGUAUCAAGCACAGGUGCGAUGCUUUGGCAAUAGUAACAACAGUAUGGGUACUCAAAUGCUGGAGGAAUGGUAGCACCUACAGUUCAAAAUGUUUUAAUGCUUUAAAACAUAAGUGGUGGUAGUGCUUAACAAUAAUAAAUUUGA
This is a messenger RNA of Stylonychia lemnae, 1941 nucleotides long. Lineage: Eukaryota; Ciliophora; Spirotrichea; Sporadotrichida; Oxytrichidae. The record is from the annotation of a GenBank genome assembly.